This is a messenger RNA of Neurospora tetraspora, 6231 nucleotides long. RefSeq names its product WSC domain-containing protein. The record is from RefSeq and is a predicted model, not a curated record. NCBI's taxonomy places the organism in Eukaryota, Fungi, Ascomycota, Sordariomycetes, Sordariales, Sordariaceae. The transcript has 7 exons. The coding region runs from base 1 to 6231 and encodes 2076 amino acids. Gene Ontology annotation, cellular component: plasma membrane.
AUGAGGCCCCUAGGUCUCUUACGCUCGUUUGUGAGCCUUGCGCUCUGCACGGCAACAUGGGCAAUGGAUCCGACAGAUACCAUUAUGGAUGCCGACUCGGCUGCUGUUGGCUAUCUCCCAAACCACAACAUGGAUCCGGCAACCAUUGAGGGAGGCGCAUUUGGCCAGAUUUGGUCCUUCACAACACCAAAGAAUCCUCUCAACCAGAUUGAGCAGUUCUACUCUAAACUCUUAGUAUACACACCAAAGGCCACGGGAAAGCAAACCGUCAUUGCCUUCUCAGAGCAAAACCGCAUCUACGUUCUCGAUGCGGUGAACGGCACUCUCUACAACAGCCGUGAUCUAAGCGAGCAGGAUCCCGCCGAAGCCCCGUUUAUCGUCUCCGACUUGGGCAACUGCAACGACAUUAGCGGAACAAUCGGUAUUACUGGCACGCCCAUCAUUGACCCCAACACAGAAACCAUCUACUUUUGGGCCAAGGGCUACAGGGAUGCAACCACGAAAGGCUGGAAGAACGGCGCCUACCGUUUCCAUGCCAUUGAUGCAUGGACCUUGCAAGAGAGGCCUGGUUUCCCAACCAAUAUUGAAGGCAAGUAUGCCGAUAACGACAAGACCCGCUACUUCACCGGUGGUGGUGUUCUUCAGCGCACCUCCCUAAACCUCAUCAACGGUGUGGUUUAUGCUGGUUUUGGUGGCCACUGCGAUUUGUUCAACUACACCGGCUGGGUAGUUGGCAUGAGAGCUUUUAGUGGUGAGUUCGUCACCGCUUAUGCCACCGCUGGUGGAGAUCGUGCCCCCAAGCAAGAUGGCACCUGGGAUGGAGGCGGUGGUGGCUGCGGUAUCUGGCAGAGCGGUGCCAUUCUGGCCUCAGACAACCCGAGUCGGCUCUUCUUCGCUACUGGAAACGGCUACGGAGUCAUGGCGAAUCAACAGUUAGCCGCCAGCGGUAGAAUCCACCUCGACACCCUCUCCGAAGCCAUUGUGAAUAUGGCCAUCGAUCCAGCCACUGGAAAGGUCACGCAACAAGACUACUUCGAGCCAUACACUUACCAAGCUAUCGACUCUGCGGAUCGUGACUUGGGCGGCGGUGGUGUUUCCAUCCUGCCAUUCGGAGGCGGCGGUGUCAAGCAGCUUGCGGUAACAGCAGGCAAGAACGGCCAAGCCUACAUCUGCAAUGCUGAUAACCUGGGAGGCUACAAGAUGGGUGCCGGUGGUGGUGAUGCCAUCAUCCAGACUAUCACUCCUCCCCAGGGUACAGCCAUGUUUGGAAACGUUGGCGCAUAUCCGCUUGAGGGUGGCUACAUGUACAUCACUCCUGUCGGUGCCCCGACUUAUGCCUACGCUCUUGGUUACGACUCAAGUGGAAAGCCGGCCUUCAGUGUGGCCGGUUCGACUCCUGACAAGUCGGCUGGCAGAGUCGGUACUGGAUCCGCAACCAUCACCACUCUCAACGGCCAACCGGGAACAGGCAUUCUCUGGAUGAGUGAUCCUGACAACGGCAUCCGCGCUUACCAUGCGGUGCCACGGAAUGGGCAGCUCGUAAAAAUUCCUCUUCCCGCUACUCCAGUCUUGUCCAAGUUCCAGCGUCCAGUCUUUGGCGAUGGACGGUACUACACCAGCACAUACACCGGACAGAUUCUGGCUUUCGGGUCCCCUGUCAAGUUGCCUUUUGACUGCGGUGGUCCCUUCAACUUCGGAGAGGUCCCCAUCGGAACAUCCAAGACGAUCAACGUCACUUGCACCGCCAAGAUCAAUGUCAACCAGAUCACCAACAUCACAACUGGCAACCCCCUAUACAAGGUAUCCUUAGUCGAUCUCGCCCAAACCGGGGUUACUGCUGGCAAAUCUUUUACGCUCUCCAUCAAGUUUGAUUUGAGCGGGUACACGUUGGACUCUGGCAGCACAAGCUCCCCGACCAUGCAACCUGGUGUGCAAUCCGGCUCUGUCACCCUCAACACAGUCAAUGCUGUUACGGGUUAUUCGACUGCACAGCCCCUUUCUGUGACCGGCAACACAGUGACAGACGGACCCUUUGCGGCGAUCAACCCCAAUGCAGUCGAUUUCCAACCACUUGUCAUUGGCUCUGCCUCUGCGGAAGGAGGAUCGCAAAACACUGUGGUCAUUCAGAACUUAGGCAAAGGACCCAUGAAAAUUCUUGGGUACGCUUUCACCACCGAUGGCCCUAACUCGGCAACUGCAAAGUUCACGAAUGUCACCAUCGAUGGCACUCACACGAAGCUUGAUGCCGACGGUUACUUCACUGCUGAGGACCUGCCUGAGCUCGACUCUACUGUCGCCGCUGGAUCAUCUGUGAUCAUUCACAUGACGUUCCUUGCUCCCAAGCUUGGUUCCUUCUCUACCACCUUCACUGUCUUCACUGACGGUGGCAUGGCCUACUCUGUCUUGACCGGAUCCGCCAACUCGCAGCCCAUUGCUCUCCUGGAGCAUUCCACCAGCGAAGGCGGCUGGGUAACGAUCCCUUUCUGCAAUGAUCCUACUCAAACUUGCACCUUCAACAUCGACAUGGGCACUUCGCCUGGUCUUACCAACACUGAAGUGACCAUUCGGUUCACGAACAAGGGCGGUUCUGAUCUGAUGAUUGACAAGUCCAAGCCCCCUAUGGGCUCUGUUCUGGGUGCCCAAAACCCAAGCAGCGAUCUCUUUGAGGGCAUGGUUAUCAAGCCUGGAAAAUCCGAGAGUGCCACUAUCUUCUUCACCCCUGGCGCUGCCCCUCUCAAUGCGGAUCCCAUUGUUUACUCUGGCGCCUGGACACUGAACGUUAACGAUCUUGCCUUCGGCGUGCAUGUCGUCAACUUCAUUGGUACCCUACGGGCUACCAAAGUAGGUCCAACGCUGCCGGAUGGAUCAGCCCGCUUCAAGUAUCUCGGCUGCUACAAGGACAGUAACGCCAACCGGCUUGAAACCACCCAGGCGCAGUUCCCUGCGGAUAACGACAAUGGAAAGUGCCAGCAGUACGCUAUCACUAACAAGGCUGCCUUUGCCGGUACCCAGUACACCUAUGAAUGCUGGGUCGGCCGCAGCAUCCCCCCUGCGAGCCUAAAGGUUGACGACUACCUCUGCAACACCUACAUCUGCCCCGGUGACAAGUCGCAGUUCUGCGGUGGUGUGGGCAGCUACAUGACGAUGUGGUAUGACACCACCGGCUACUUUCCUGAGAACGGUACUCUCGCUCCCGCUUUCAGGCCUCCUACGAACAAGGAAGAAGUUGUGGGUAACUGGGAGUAUGCUGGUUGCCGUACUGACAAUUCGGCUUCCCCUGCGACCAGAGCUCUCAAUGACCGGAUUGUCGGACAGUCCAGCACCAACACCGUUGAGAGCUGCGCCGCAGCUUGUGCUGGCUUCUCCUUCUUCGGUGUUGAGUGGGGUGUUGAAUGCUACUGCGGUAAUAAGCUCAACACCGGUAGCACCGUUGCUGAUGAGAAAAUCUGCAACUACGUCUGCGGCGGCGAUCCGACUGAGCUAUGCGGUGGUUCAGGCCGCAUCUCGGUUUACAAGCAGAAGGGCACCGUCAUUGGUAACCCAUCAUCAGGCGUGUCAUCUUCAUCCGCGACAGCAUCCGGAACCGCUUCCGCCACUGCUUCUGCUUCUUCCACAUCCUCAUCUGCAGUCGCUUCCAACACUCCCGGAAACCCACAGUCUAUCGGCCAAUACGGGUUCUUGGGUUGCUACAGCGAUGCUGUUGCCUCCCGUUCUCUCCAGGGCAAGAACACCCAGUCUAAUGUCAUGAAUCUCGAUGACUGCGCUACCUACUGCGCCGGAUAUAAGUACUUCGGUACCGAGUACUCGGCUGAAUGCUUCUGCGGCAACGAUCUUCUCAACGGGGCUGCCCUGGUCACCGACGGCCGCUGCAACAUGCUUUGCAAUGGCAACCAACAACAAAUCUGCGGUGGUAGCAAUGGUCUCUCCAUGUACCAGCUCAACCCCAACGGCACCUCUAGCUCAGUCACCGCUUCCGGUUCUGCUACUCAAUCAGCCACGGCAUCUGGGACGGCAUCUGGGACGGCAUCUGGGACGGCAUCUGGGACCGCCUCUGGCACCGCCUCCGCAACCACCACAUCCUCCGCCGCCCCAACCCAGCCCACUGUCUCCGUCAAAUGCCCCGACAACAACAAUGGCACCUACCUCUCCCUCAACGGCAAGACCUUCCUCCUCGAGUGUUUCACCGACCACGAAGCCGGCGACCUCGCUCUCGCUUUCGUCGACAGCUACGCUUUGUGUGCCGAGAAGUGCUCCACCACUGAUUUGUGCAUGGCUUUCGCGUACGUGCCCGGUGGUACUGGUAUUCAGGCUCCGUGCUACAUGAAGAAGUCGGUCGGACGUGGUUUUAAUAACCAGGCGGUUUGGGGAGCUCAGAUUAUUGCUGUGGCUUCUAGUUCGACCACAACAAGUGCUGCUGCUGCGACAACGAGUGCGGCAGGUGCGACGGGCUCGACUGCUGGUGCUAAUCCUUCUGGGUUGGUUGUGACUGGUUCGACUGCCACCGGUUCUGCCACCGGUUCUGCCACCGGUUCUGCCACCGACUCUGCUGCCGGUUCUGCCACCGGUUCUGCCACCGACUCUGCUGCCGGUUCUGCUACCGGCUCGACUGCCACCGGUUCGAUUGCCGCUGGUUCGACUGCUGCUGGUUCAACUGCUGCCAGUGCUAUAGGAUCGGCUGCUACUUCUGCCACAUCGGCGGCCGCCUCCGGUACUGCCGCAGCCUCAGCUGUCGCUUCUGGUUCCGGCUCGGGUGCUGCUUCCGGCGUGGCUUCGAUAGCGGCCUCUACUGCGGCUUCCGCGUUCAUUGCUUCCAGUGCCAGCGUUGCUCCCUCUGCCAGUGCCAGCAUUGCUCCCUCUGCCAGCAUUGCUCCCAGUGCCAGCGUUGCUUCUAGUGCUAGUGUUGCUCCUAGUGCUAGUGUUGCUCCCAGUACUAGUAUUGCUCCGUCGGGCAGUGCCGCCGCCUCGGAAAGCGUUGCUCCUACUGGAAGUGUUGCUCCAAGCGCGAGUGUUGCUCCUGUUUCCAACACCAGUAUCGCUCCCACAAACUCUGCGAGUAUCGCUCCCUCGAAUAGUGCCAGCGUUGCUCCUACGAACUCCUUGAGUAUCGCUCCUACGAACUCCUUGAGUAUCGCUCCUACGAACUCUGCGAGUGUCGCUCCCACGAAUUCUGCAAGUGUCGCUCCUACGAACACUCCUCCUGUCGCUGGCACAACUACUACCACUACGAACACCGUCUCAGCCUUGCCUACAACUGGCACGACUACCACAGCCGCCGCGGCCAUCACUACUACAUCUCCUGCUCCAGCCACUACUACCACUACCGCUACUUCUUCUAAUACGAAUACUAUCCCAGCCUUGCCUACAACUACCUCGCCUACAAUUCCUACUGUUGUGAACUGGGACUACCAAGGAUGUGCCAGCGACUCCAACACCGCCGCGCCUACCGCUCGCGCGCUAAACGGCACCUACCUGUACGACAACACCGGCAUGACCAUGACCGUCCAAAAAUGCCUUGACUUCUGCGCCCAGCAAAACUACCCUCUCGCCGGCCUUGAGUUCCAAACCCAAUGCUUCUGCGGUCUCGAGAUCAAGCCCGGCUACAGCCUUGGCCAAACCGGCUGCAACCUCACCUGCGCCGGCGACCCAUCCACACGCUGCGGUGGCCGUGCUCGUCUGGACGUCUAUAGACAAACCAAUUACGUCACGCCCCGUCUCGUCAACCCGUCCGUCGUCAACGGGCGCACGGCGACGCCACAGGGCUGCUUCGUUGAUAACUCGACGGCUCGUAUCCUCAAGGGUCACACGUACACCAACGGCACGAGCAUGACGGUCGAGAUGUGCCAGGACCGGUGUCAGACGAGAGGUUUUAGCCUCUUUGGUGUGGAAUUCGGCAAGGAGUGCUAUUGCGGCAAUUCGCUGGCGGAUACGGCGGUUGCGGCGUCGGAGCUGUAUGAGUGCAAAAGGUCGUUCUGCGUAGGUGAUAAGACGGAGUUCUGCGGUGCUGGGUCGAGGUUGCUGUUAUACAGCAUUCAGCCGGCAGGGACUAGUAGGAGAAGUACAGGGAGGAGGGAUGAGGGAAUGGUGAAGGUGAAGUUGCCCAAGUUAAGGGAAAAUGAGGAAUCUGAAUAUGAGUUGAGCUGGGAUGGCGAGGGAGUUGUGGGACAAGUGAAAAGAAGUGGCUCUGGGUGGAAGAGGGCUGAGAGGAGAUGGAGACGUGGUCCUGGACGGUGA